AUGUCCGAAAUCGCUCUCAGAAAGAAGAAGAACGCCGACGCUCAGGCUGCUUUCCGUGCACGCCGUGCCAACUAUAUUGCCACCCUCGAAGAGACAGUAACCAGCUUAGAGGCAGUUGUAGUCCAGCUUCAGGACUCGUGUCGCGAGGCUUGCGCCAAAGCCUCAGAAUUGUGUCAGGAAAACCACUACAGUGUCUAG
Fomitiporia mediterranea MF3/22 is the source of this 198-nucleotide messenger RNA. RefSeq lists its product as uncharacterized. NCBI's taxonomy places the organism in Eukaryota, Fungi, Basidiomycota, Agaricomycetes, Hymenochaetales, Hymenochaetaceae. Gene Ontology annotation, molecular function: DNA-binding transcription factor activity. The coding region runs from base 1 to 198 and encodes 65 amino acids. The record is from RefSeq and is a predicted model, not a curated record. The transcript has 2 exons. Gene Ontology annotation, biological process: regulation of DNA-templated transcription.